This is a messenger RNA of Dendrobium catenatum, 826 nucleotides long. Its product is annotated as protein PLASTID TRANSCRIPTIONALLY ACTIVE 14-like. The transcript is spliced from 4 exons. Bases 226 to 456 code for a protein of 76 amino acids. Lineage: Eukaryota; Viridiplantae; Streptophyta; Magnoliopsida; Asparagales; Orchidaceae. The record is from RefSeq and is a predicted model, not a curated record.
UACAUUGAAUUCUUUAUCAAUGCAUUGCAGAAUCCUUGUGAUGUUAUAAAUUUCUCAGGCAACGCUAAGAUUCACCGGGAUUCUUUCCUUUCAGUAUUCAACAUCUCUGGCCUACCCGAAGAAUUUUAUCACAACAGCCUUUUGUCCAGAGGUGAAGAUGAUAACUUUGUAGAUGGAGCAGUUAUAGCAGCAGCUCGAACUCUACCAAGUUGGUCAGAUGGAGAUAUGCCUCCACUCCCAAGUGUUGAAAGAAGAGCUGCAAGGGAAUUGCAAGCAGAAUGCCGUCAAAUGUUAGCAGAGUUGCCAACUACCUCUCAAGAAGAUCAACAUUUCCUAGAGUCUAAUUCCCAGACAAGGACCAGCGAGGCUGCCAUCAAGUACAGAUUACAUCGCAAAUUGUUUAUUGAAAAGGUCGUUCAGGCGCUGGAAAUCUAUCAGGAUAGGCUAUUGUUUUGAUCAGCAACAAUAAGGGGCAUGUGGAGGAAAAGCUAUUAUGUUCCGACAAAAAAUCGGAAAUUCAAACAAAUACUGAGCAAUAUCGAGUGCUCGGUACCGAACACCAAGGUGACGUAGCGCUCUGUUAUUGGUCUUUGGACGCAUUCCGUUGUCCGGACACAAUAAUUACUCCAUAUGGAGGCUAGCUGGAACUUUGUUAGUUUCCAACAGAUAAUCUGAAUCUUAAUGAUUUGAUUCAUCCAUAUGAUAUGAAUAUUUAUGACCCAAAUCUUGGAAACAUCCCCUUUGUUAUAAGAGCCAGGCUGCUGCUGUCACAUGCUGGGUACUUUUUCCCCACAGUAAAAGUCAUUCAUAAAUGAUUUUUUAUUUA